This is a messenger RNA of Lutra lutra (Eurasian river otter), 3726 nucleotides long. RefSeq names its product matrix metallopeptidase 24 (gene MMP24). Gene Ontology annotation, molecular function: metalloendopeptidase activity; zinc ion binding. Gene Ontology annotation, cellular component: extracellular matrix. Bases 123 to 2015 code for a protein of 630 amino acids. Gene Ontology annotation, biological process: collagen catabolic process; proteolysis; extracellular matrix organization. The record is from RefSeq and is a predicted model, not a curated record. The transcript has 9 exons. Lineage: Eukaryota; Metazoa; Chordata; Mammalia; Carnivora; Mustelidae.
CGUGUCCGCGGCGCCGUGACUCGGCGGCUCCGCAGCGGCUGCAGCGGGAGGACCCGGCCGGAGCCGCCGCCGCCGCCGCCGCCGCCGCCAUCGCAGCCGGGCGGCCGGGCCCCGCCGCGGGGAUGCCGAGGAGCCGGGGCGGCCGCGCCGCGCCGGGGCCGCCGCCGCCGGGCCGGGCCCCGCGCUGGAGCCGCUGGCGGGUCCCCGGGCGGCUGCUGCUGCUGCUGCCGGCGCUCUGCUGCCUCCCGGGCGCCGCGCGGGCGGCGGCGGCGGCGGCGGCGGCGGCGCGGGCGGCCGAGGCGGAGGCGCCCUUCGCCGGGCAGAACUGGCUAAAGUCCUAUGGCUACCUGCUCCCCUCGGACUCCCGGGCGCCCGCGCUGCACUCAGGGAAGGCCUUACAGUCAGCAGUCUCCACCAUGCAGCAGUUUUAUGGGAUCCCCGUCACAGGGGUAUUGGAUCAGACAACAAUCGAGUGGAUGAAGAAGCCCCGCUGCGGUGUCCCUGAUCACCCCCACUCGAGCCACAGGCGGAGGAACAAGCGCUAUGCUCUGACUGGACAGAAGUGGAGGCAGAAACACAUCACCUACAGCAUUCACAACUACACCCCGAAGGUGGGUGAGCUAGACACACGGAAAGCGAUUCGCCAGGCUUUUGACGUCUGGCAGAAGGUGACCCCGCUGACCUUUGAAGAGGUGCCAUACCAUGAGAUCAAAAGUGACCGGAAGGAGGCAGACAUCAUGAUCUUCUUUGCUUCUGGUUUCCAUGGCGACAGCUCCCCAUUUGAUGGAGAAGGGGGAUUCCUGGCCCACGCCUACUUUCCUGGCCCAGGGAUUGGAGGAGACACUCACUUUGACUCAGAUGAGCCGUGGACACUAGGAAAUGCCAACCAUGAUGGGAAUGACCUCUUCCUGGUGGCUGUGCACGAGCUGGGCCACGCGCUGGGACUGGAGCACUCCAACGACCCCAGCGCCAUCAUGGCGCCCUUCUACCAGUACAUGGAGACACACAACUUCAAACUGCCUCAGGAUGAUCUCCAGGGCAUCCAGAAGAUCUACGGACCUCCAGCUGAGCCCCUGGAGCCCACGAGACCACUCCCCACGCUCCCCGUCCGCAGGAUCCACUCACCGAGUGAGAGGAAGCACGAGCGCCAGCCCAGGCCCCCUCGGCCGCCCCUGGGGGACCGGCCAUCCACACCGGGUGCCAAACCCAACAUCUGUGAUGGCAACUUCAACACGGUGGCACUCUUCCGAGGCGAGAUGUUUGUGUUCAAGGAUCGCUGGUUCUGGCGCCUGCGCAAUAACCGGGUGCAAGAGGGCUACCCGAUGCAGAUUGAGCAGUUCUGGAAGGGUCUGCCCGCCCGCAUAGAUGCAGCCUACGAAAGGGCCGACGGAAGAUUUGUCUUCUUCAAAGGUGACAAGUACUGGGUGUUUAAGGAGGUGACGGUGGAGCCUGGGUACCCCCACAGCCUAGGAGAGCUGGGGAGCUGUCUUCCCCGAGAAGGCAUCGAUACAGCUCUGCGCUGGGAACCCGUGGGCAAGACCUACUUUUUCAAAGGUGAACGGUACUGGCGCUACAGCGAGGAGAGGCGGGCCACGGACCCUGGCUACCCCAAGCCCAUCACUGUGUGGAAGGGCAUCCCACAGGCUCCGCAGGGGGCCUUCAUCAGCAAGGAAGGAUAUUACACCUACUUCUACAAGGGCCGGGACUAUUGGAAGUUUGACAACCAGAAACUGAGCGUGGAGCCAGGCUACCCACGCAACAUCCUGCGUGACUGGAUGGGCUGCAACCAGAAGGAGGUGGAACGGCGGAAGGAGCGGCGGCUGCCCCAGGAUGAUGUGGACAUCAUGGUGACUAUCAACGACGUCCCAGGCUCUGUGAAUGCCGUGGCUGUGGUCAUCCCCUGCAUCCUGUCCCUCUGCAUCCUGGUGCUGGUCUACACCAUCUUCCAGUUCAAGAACAAGGCAGGCCCUCAGCCUGUCACCUACUAUAAGCGGCCAGUCCAGGAGUGGGUGUGAGCAGCCCAGAGCCCUCUCCGUCCACUCGGUCUGGCCAGCCAGGCCCUUCCUCAUCAGGGUCUGAGGGGCAGCUCUGGCCACUGCCCACGGGGGCCAGCAGGGCCCUAGGCCAGGGGUCAUGCAGCUGAAGUGGUAGGUACAUUGGCCUAGGCUGAGCAUGGGGCAGGGAGUGGUGGUGGCUGUGCCCCAGGGUGGGUGUCUGGCACCCAGCUGCCAGCCUUCUGUCCUGGGUAAACUGCUCCUUACCCAAGGGAAUAGGCCAGGCCCCAUCAGGAGGCAGGGACCAUGCCAGGAGGAGGCCCUGUGGGUCACUGAAUCCUGUGGUAUCAAUGAAGCACCACAGCUCCAUUCCUGGCUGGGCCCAGCACCUUCUGUGGAAGCCAGCACUAGCACUCUCAGCCCCAUCUGGGAGAUGCCACCGAUCCCGGUCCCCCUUUGCCAACACCUGCUGGUCAGAUGUCCCCCCACCCUUACCCCCACCCCACUGUCCUCCAAGGCUAUAAGACCCCUGCUGCAAACACGGUGGGCAACAAGCCUGGGUUUCCCCUGCUGGCAUUCAGCAGAUCCCUCAGGAAACCUGCUCCACACAUCAGGGUCUCCUCUGAGACCUAGGAUUUAGGGUCACAUGUUGCAGGCAGUUUUGUGGCCCAGCUGGGUCUGACAAUGACCCAGCUGUCAUGUCGUGAAUAUUUAAAUGUCCUGUCACUACUGUUUUAAAAGUCCCAUUCUGCAAAGGCUGCUUGAGGCGUUAGGUGAAUUAGAGGUGACUAUCUUGGUGAUGAGGCCAGCGUGGCCGGCCCUUCCCCAGGAGAUAAGGACCAAGGUGCUGCUAAGGCCACUCUAGUGCCCAGACACCCCAAGAGCUGGAUUCAGCUCAUGAGGCUAAAGGGCUGGGGCAGGAGCUGACCCUGUUUCUGGAGGCUGAUCUGAGUUGUGACCACCCUCCACUCCCCUGUCCCUCUUCCCUACUCCCCUAGUCCCUGGCCCUGUUGCUUACAGUCUGGAGCUCAGCCCGACUAGUUAGGUGUGGUCUGGGGCUCAGUCUGACUAAUUAGGUGCGCAGAAAAGGCUCCAGGCCAACAUUCUUGUGGCUUUGGAGUAACAGGCCCAGGGGAGCCUUCUGAAGUGUUCAGAGCCCACACCCCUAGCUACCUUGAGGCCGACUCGAUCUCUCAGCCUGGAAGCAGUGUUUAUACAAGCUUGGCCCUUGCUAACCCAGCUCACUGGGCCCAUCUUCCUGCACUGCUCUUUGGAAAAGGGCACCCCCAACUGGUAGCAGUCCCACUGCUAGGGGCCAACCCUUCACUCUCUGGCAGGACUUCCUAGGGCUCCGCUUGCCUCUCUCCAACCCAGUGGAGACAGCCCCCUUUGUCACUGAAGAGCCCCAGGAAAGACCCAUGGGUUCAGUGGUGCCCACUGGCUCUCUGCCAAAGCCAAAAGGAGGUAUCAGUCCUCAGAGUGCUGGCAGAGCCUCAGAUGCCAUCCUGGCCCUCUGAGCCUGCAUGGGCCUUGCCCCUACCCUGUGGCCUCUGGGCUUUGGGUUGGCUUAACCUGUAGCAGACAGGGACUACUGUUGCCCUGGGAGCUGUCUUGAGCAAAAUCUCUCUUGUCCCAGAGGCACCUAUGUGGGUCCACUGUGUUCCCUGUCAUCAUCCUUCUGUUUUUUCUCAUUUUGGCCAAGGGCGGGCUCCCUGGGGCGGGUGGGGAACAA